AUGAAGUGGUUCAACGGCCUCGUCGUGCUCUUCGGUGCUCAGCUCGCUUUGGCGAGUCCCUUGGGAUUAACCAAGCGUGCCGCAAUCAGUGAUACUGCCAACAUCGGCUUUGCUACUCUUAACGGCGGUACCACGGGAGGUUCUGGCGGUACCACCACCACCGUCUCCACCCUCGCAGCUCUGACCUCCGCCGUCUCCGGUGACGCCAGAAAGACUGUCAUCAUCUCAGGUAUUCACCAUCUCUUUGGCGGCACCAUCUCGGGCGACAUAGUCGUCAGAGUCGGAUCCAACACCUCUGUCAUCGGGAAGAGAGGAUCAGCCCUCGUCGGCGUCGGCCUGCGAGUUUACAGAGCCUCCAACGUCAUCAUCCGCAACGUCAAGAUCUCCAAAGUCAAAGCUAGCGCCGGCGACGCUAUCGGCGUCCAGGAAGCCUCCCGUGUCUGGUUGGACCACCUCGACCUCUCCAGCGAUCGCAACUCUGACAAGGACUUCUACGACGGCCUCCUCGACAUAACCCACGGCUGCACCUCCAUCACCGUCUCCCACUCCAAAUUGUACAACCACUGGAAAGGCUCCCUCGUCGGCCACUCGGACAACAACGCCUCCGAGGACCAAAAAAUCACCGUCACCUACGCCUACAACUACUGGUCCAACAUCAACAGCCGCACCCCCAGCUUCAGGUUCGGCACCGGACACGUGUUUAACAACUUUUUCGAGAAUGUAGGGGAUGGGAUUAAUACUAGGAAAGGCGCCCAACUCCUAGUCGAGAACAACGUCUUCACGGGCACCAAGAAACCCCUCUACUCCACCGACGGCGGGUUCGCUGUUGCAACCGGCAACGACUUUGGCGGUGGCUCCAAUACCGCACCGGGAGGUUCCUUCACUCGACCACAGUACGGCUACAACUUGAUGGGCACUGGCUCCGUGAGGUCGUCUGUCACCCAGAACGCCGGGCAAACCCUUGACUUCUGA
Coprinopsis cinerea okayama7#130 is the source of this 972-nucleotide messenger RNA. RefSeq names its product pectate lyase B. Gene Ontology annotation, molecular function: pectate lyase activity. The record is from RefSeq and is a predicted model, not a curated record. The transcript has 8 exons. NCBI's taxonomy places the organism in Eukaryota, Fungi, Basidiomycota, Agaricomycetes, Agaricales, Psathyrellaceae. The coding region runs from base 1 to 972 and encodes 323 amino acids.